AUGGCAGCGAUCAAACAACUCAUCACCUCAGCAGUGACAACAUUUCACGGGCAGCCGUCAAGGGACUGGGAGUCCACCGACGACAUCCAGCUUUGCAACGAGAUAUGGCCUGCAUUGGUUGAAGCAUACCCUCUGCAUCCCGAUCAGUAUUCCCACUUGGCCACAUUCGCUAAAGACCAAAUCUCAAAGCUGCGAACCCUUCGACUACAGAGGCCAGGAACUGAAGCAGAUAUAGUCAGAUUGGUGAAAGAUUUGCACACCCUAAUCAAUGAGCCCCGAGAAGAUGUCAUACAACGCUUCCAACGGUUUUUACAACUUGAUGAAGAAUCGAGUGCCGACCAAAAUUCGGUGACUAGGGUUCUUGAGAUUCUGGCUUCGCUAUACCUCACAACCACCAUUGCGAUAGAGAGAGAUCCUGAGAAAGCAGAUCAUGCCCCUAUUAAAUGGGAGAAAAGCAUCUGUUUACAGGCCGCGAUCAAUUCUUACAUGGAAAGAGAAGAAGCCACAGAAUGGUCUAUUUCGAAGUCAACAAUUGAUCAAAGGUUGAAAUUGCAUAGUUUGGUAGCAAAUUAUGGUUUUGAGGUGGACUGGACUAACGACUUCAACGAACACCUAAGAAUUGAUGAAUCAACUAAGGUUAUAUCAAUCUAUGAACAUAAGGUCUGGCUCUAUGCACACUUGCGACCAAAUACGCAAUGCCCGCUACCCAGAACCGCCAUGGAAGAAUGUCUCGAUACCCUCAAUAUCCUCUUCCCCCACCACGAACCAAGUACAGCCGCCUUUCUCAAAAGCCGAGGACGCAGUUUUCAUCUGCUCGGAAGCUGCGGUCGUAAACCAUCGAGGGAUCUCAGAGACUACCCCCGCUGGGGACGAAAUCUCGACCAACUCCUCAGGGUACUGGAAGGUCCCCCAUCAGGAAUUCGGCAGCUUCUUCCCAAGCCGAAAGAGGGGAAGCUGCUAGACUUGGUCAACUUUUGGAUAGCCGUUUCGGUGGCCUUUUUGACAGGAAUUAGCUUCGUAUUUGGAUUGAUGGCCGUUAUAUUUGCCAAGAUGUCGUAUGACGUUUCCCUAGAGUCGCUACGCGUAACCCGCGAGCAGUAUCUUCUAUCGCUAGCUCAGGCCUGUUCCGAUAAAGAGGUUCCAGACGCUCUGGUGCUGCCUCCGGGGGACUCAGCUCAGAAUUUCACCAACAAAUUCAGCUUCAAGGCACAAGACAUCUGGGCAGCGUCGAAUGCAGGCUGUGCCCUGUUUCAGGAAUGCACUCGCGUCCUCAGAGGACUGGGAGAAGAUCAAAAAGACGUUCCAGUAAGCUUGCGGGUUGGCUUUCGAAACGGCCGUGUCUUCCUCAAGGUCGCCAAUCGGCGGGCCUCCUGGUACGAAGCAUACACGAACGAGAAUGACCCAUGUAGCUCCUUCAUCUUGGCCAGGUCGGCAUAUACAAACCAAAACGCAACACAUUCCCUCUCACUCGCUAGAGAAUGGCUGUCCAGCUGCCUAGAAAAUACCGGAACCAACGCCCAUCAUCGAUGUGUGCCACCAAAUCCGACAGGAUUUAUGCCCUCACUGAUACUCAGGAUCACUCCCGACAAUGGAUCUUUCCGGUUAAAUCUCUGCAAGCCAGAUCAGACUCAGGUCGGACGAUAUGCGUGUCUGAGUUACUGUUGGGGAGGCGACCAAAAAACGAAACUAGGGAAAUCGAAUCGUUCAGCAUGGCUGACAGAUAUCCCCGUCGCUGACCUGCCGAUUGUCGUGGUAGAAGCAAUCACCGUGUUGAUGAGCCUGCAAUUCAACAACCUUUGGGUAGACGCGUUGUGCAUCGUGCAGGAUGACAAAGAGGAUGUUUCCAAGCAAGUCGGCAUGAUGCCGCAAAUAUACCAGAAUGCAACUGUCACAAUCACAGCCUCCACCUCCAGCACCUGCUAUGAGAGCUUUCUCAAACCCAAGUCGCCACCGCCAUUAUACCGAGCGGGACUGGCCCUGGCUGUCGAGUUACCAAACACUGAAAGGGGAACAAUGUUUCUUCGCGACUGUGACGACGAUGUACCUUUCCGGGAACCUGUGAGUCAGCGAGCAUGGACCUUGCAAGAGAACAUCCUCUCGCCCCGUUUACUCGAGUACGGAUAUGAGCGAGUGAGAUGGUCUUGCAGGAGCCUUCAGACAUCCCAAGGUGGCAGCAUCCAAAGUCCAGGACAGUACAGCUCCCGUUUUAUUUUCUACAACUCGCUCGGCUCAAAUAUAGGAGCGCAUCCACAUGAUCAACGAGCGGUAGCAUGGUGGAGAGUCCUCAGCGACUUCACGCGCCGAGGACUCUCGUUCCCCACAGAUAAGUUACCAGCCAUUUCGGCCAUCGCCUCCGAGCUCGCUGCGAGCUCGGAACCUCGAGAUGAUUACUUGGCUGGGCUGUGGAGGAGAGAUUUGCCUCUGCACCUUCUAUGGCGGGCAGACUUCCCCAGGAGGGCUCGGCCAAGAUCGUACCGCGCGCCGUCAUGGUCCUGGGCGGCUGUUGAGAGUCCGGUGUUUCACCCUCACGCGUCCGAUGGAGAAGAGGAGUGGGCAAGAACGGCCGACUUGGCAAGAUGUCUAACAGUAGUUGGUUAUUCGGCCGAACCGGUCUCGCCAGCUGCAAUGUACGCCGGCGUUCGGUCAGCUCACCUCAUCGUGCGGGGUUUCGUGCUGGAUGCUAGAUUGUUUCGUACAGGGACUGAGUACGAGAUUCAGUCGCCGUUGAUCCACCUUCAAGAGCGUACCAAAACCUACUAUCCCGAUGCCAUCGAAGACGAGGGUUUCCUGGCGGGUUCAGCGGGGCGAGAUGUCAGUCUCCUGCUUAUCAUUCCUCAUAGUACGGAGUCCAGUCCCCAAGGAAUAGUGUUGAUCCAGCGGGAGAAUGAACAAACCUUCAGUCGAAUCGGCUACUUCAUUCUCAAAACUGGGCGUGGAAUCGCAAAUAGCCAGGAUUCAACAAAGCUUGGGGUUCAGAAUACCCUGCCUCCAGGGGAUUGGACAAAUAGAAAUGUUCGUAUUGAAUAG
Clonostachys solani is the source of this 3027-nucleotide messenger RNA. The record is from the annotation of a GenBank genome assembly. NCBI's taxonomy places the organism in Eukaryota, Fungi, Ascomycota, Sordariomycetes, Hypocreales, Bionectriaceae.